Molecule: messenger RNA, 2160 nt
Organism: Bolinopsis microptera
Lineage: Eukaryota; Metazoa; Ctenophora; Tentaculata; Lobata; Bolinopsidae
Product: coiled-coil domain-containing protein 149-like
Exons: 11
Coding region: 105-1724 (539 amino acids)
Source: RefSeq, a predicted model, not a curated record
AUCAAUUUCAAUUUUUCAGUCUGAUGUUAUAUGGUAGUAUGAACAAAAUGAUGACGACGAUGAUAUAGGAAAACUAAAUUACCUAUAUCAUCAAUUACCACAUAAUGUUGUCACGCAGUGAGCGUCAAUGGCAAAUCUUGGUCUCUGAGUAUAAAGCAUGCAGAAAGAAACUGCAGAGCAAACGUGAGGCACAUCAGAUCAUGUUGAAAAUGCUCUCCGACCAUGACAAAGAGAAAGAACAGUUAGAAAAUAAACUAAAAUCUUUGGAGAAUGCUGCAGAAGAACUUAUUUCCGGACACGACCUUGCACCAAAUUUGGUUAAGUUUGUUGGUUUGAAAGCAACAAGUGAGAAAGGAAAAUCAGUGAUACAGGGUUUAAUCCUGCACAUAAGCAAGAUGCAGUCGGACCUUGACAAAAAUAACCAACUACUUGCAGAUUUCAGCGCAGAGAACUCUGAUCUCAAGAAAGACCUUAAGGCAGUGAGAGCUGAUAAAACAGGGUUUAACAGAGUAAUGUCACCUGUGUUGGAUAAUUGCGAUAGAGACAGGGAGGAUUUCCUUGCGAUGAUACAGUCCCUAAAACAGGAGGUCGAAGUUUGUAAUACGAGAAUAAAGACUCAAAACGAUGAGGCGACUGAUUUCCGCAUCGAGCGCGAGUUCUACAAACAGAAGGUAAAGACGCUGACAGAGCAGCUGCUUGAAAAGAACGAGUGUCAGCCUAUAGCUCAGGUGGAGGAACUCCUUGUGGACAAUAGAGAGCUUAGGGACAAGGUGGACAGGUUACAGCACAUCAAUGCUGCUCUGGUAUCACACAACAGCCUACCCACCGGACUGUCAUCUCGUCCCUCUGUUCACACUCGCGGUUACCAUAGCAACAGUUACCCUAGCAGCAUAAAGAAGCGGUCACGUGGUAACAAGUGGAACAAACACGUGACUUUUGGGGAGGAGGAGGAAGAGGACGAGGGGAUCGGGUUUAUCAGGAGUGUGAAGGAGAAAGUGAGAGUUGAAACAGAGUUACAACAUCUUCAGACUCUUAUACAAGACAUGCAGAAAGUGAGUAACGGAUUGGCAGAAACUGUUUUGGACAAGAGUACAGCUCUAAAACACCAGCGAGCCAGCAACAGACUUCUCGGCGAGAGGGUGACGGAGCUGGAAGCUAAGCUGCGCGCACUGGAAAUGUCCGGAUUCUGGAGUGUUCCAGAAGGAUGUGGUGGAUCUGGAGAUGAAAACAAGAGGGACCAGCUGCGGAGACUAACCCUCACUAGUGGGGUUAGUCCAGAGCCGGAGGAGAGUGGUGACCUCUUGUUAGACCCCUUCCUGGAUACUGAGGGUCAGGAUGUGGUGGUAACACCUUCUCCACAGCCCACUCUGCUGAUCUGUGGAGAAGAUCUGACCAGCGAGUAUACUCAACUUUUGUCGGAGUCUCCACAGCAUGACACCUCAAAUGACCACCCCUCUAAGCCUAUUGAACACUUCAGUAUGGACAAUAUCAGCGACCAUUUGAUCACGCCAAGUGACCCGCUGUUGCCACGGGGUGACCACUUGUUGCCACAUGACGAACCCUUGUUUCCACGUGACGAAAACCUGUUGCCGGGAAGUGAGCCUUUGUUGGCCGCGAGGAGCGAGAAGUUGUUUUCAUAUGAUGAUUACGCCGGGGACUCCCUGUCACGGAAUGACAGUAUAGGAAGCGAUGAUCUAGUAGAUCUGUUACCGGUAAAAGAGUAGAUAAGAACUAUGUUUGAUGAGCUACUAAAACCUGCUCGUCUCACAUGACACGUGUCACGAGAUUGGUCAGGUGAUCUCACAAAUCUUACCUAGCCCGUGCAGGAAGUGGAAAUGUUUUGAAUUUGAGAACACGAUAUUGAGUUGAGUUUUGGUGUGAUGCAAGAUAUAGUAUAACAUAGGUUCUAUGGAACACGCUCAGGUGACUUGAAUCUUUAGAUGAGUAGCAUCUAUUCAGGUUUUCAUCCAAUAGCCUGAUCUGAAUUUGUACUAGCGUACCUCCUUGUUUAAAUAAUCAAGUUCCUUAAUUUGAGAUUACUGUAUAGUUUUUACUGUUGAGUACGUACUAGUGUUGUUAGGAGUGUGUUGAAUCAUGGAUUUGUAAUAUAAGUCGAAUAUUGUUUUUAGGGCUGCUGGCAGUCCAGCGAUCGCAGUUAAA